AAAUUUGUUCGCCCUUUUGAAAAAACAAAAAAAACAGGUAAAAACGCUUUCUCAAAGACAUUCAAAUUUCAAACCCAGCCCCUGGAGCUUUCAGAUCUAACCAUGUCUCUGAAACGCCCCGCCGGUUACGGCACCACAACCGCCACUGCCACUGCCACUGCCAUCGCCACUGCUGCCUCUACCACACCCACAACCGCACUCUCCUUCUUCUCCCGAACGGAGUCCAUCACCUCCACUCGCCGCCCAUGGAGCGAAUUUUUUAAAUUCUCGAGCUUCUCGCUACCCUUAACCUACAACGACGCGAUGUCCCGUAUAAAGCGGAACGUGAACAAUUUUUGCGUGAACUACGUAAUGGUAAUGCUUUUUAUUCUGUUUGUUAGCUUGCUUUGGCACCCUGUGUCCAUGAUCGUUUUCAUAAUCGUGUUCAUUGCAUGGUUAUACUUUUACUUCGCGCGUGAUGAUCCAGUUGUGGUUUUUAAUCAAGAGUUGGAUGAUAGGCUUGUUUUGUGUUGUUUGAGUUUGAUUACAAUUCUUGCUUUGGUGUUUACUCACGUGUGGCUUAACGUGUUGGUGGCUUUAAUUAUCGGAGUUGUUGUGGUGGGUGUUCAUGCGUGUUUUAGGAGUACGGAUGAUUUGUUUUUGGAUGAAGGGAGUGCGGCUGAAGGUGGCUUGGUACCAGUCAUGGGAAGUCAACCGGUUAGGUUGACCGGUUAUACGAGAAUUUGAUCUUGGGGUUGUUUUUUGUGUUUGAUUUGGAGAUGCGGAGAUUUUUUAUUUUCUUUUGGUCGGUUUUGUAUAUGCUAUAUAUAUGUUGAGAUGCAAGAAUCCCUGAAGGGGUUUAGUGAAUCACGUUUCCAAAUUGGUUUCCUGUGGAAUUAUAGAAAUUGCAGGUCUUCUGAAUUGAUUAUAUUUCUAAAGGAUUUGUGGUUUUGGUUAUCGUGAAGUGGGAACUUAUAACUAAUUGUUUUCAGUGAUGAUAAUGGAAUUCUGGUUGGUGCUUAAUUUGAAGUGGAUAUCAUGAGUUUUUGUUACUGUAUUAUUGGUUUAAAGAGGUGGAGUUUGAGGAUUAACCUGGGUUUGUUUGGUUUUUACCAUUAUAUCUGAUUGGGAUUUGUGAAGUGUUAAUUGAUAUGCUUGAGGCAGUAGAUGGGUAGCCUUAUUGGGUAACUUAUUCUUGGGAAGCUUGCUUUUUUCAUUGUUGUUUGGGUUAAACUGUGAAUCACAAUAUGCUGAUUUUGGUUGCGCUGCUUUAGCAUCAAUCUUGUCCUGCAAGGUUUCAGAAUUGGAAUUGUGAAGAUCGUCUCAGUGCAUGUCGCAAUUUGGCGUCAAGGGAAGGUCAUGUAAGUCAUUUUGUGAAGUCACUAAUUAGGAAAUUUUAUUUCUUUUCAUCAUGCAGGUCUGAUCAAAUUUGUGACUUUCUGUUGUAAGUUAAAUUUGAAAGCAUUAGAUGUUUCUUUUCUUUUGUGUAGCAUGGUCAUAAUCGUUGACCAACCAAUUACAAAAUUUUCACAUCUAAUUCCUGGACUAAUUCAUUCUAUGCAAUUACGAAGUUGAGUGUUA
Molecule: messenger RNA, 1560 nt
Organism: Mangifera indica (mango)
Lineage: Eukaryota; Viridiplantae; Streptophyta; Magnoliopsida; Sapindales; Anacardiaceae
Product: PRA1 family protein E-like
Exons: 1
Coding region: 103-726 (207 amino acids)
Biological process (GO): vesicle-mediated transport
Cellular component (GO): Golgi apparatus; endoplasmic reticulum
Source: RefSeq, a predicted model, not a curated record